GCGAAAGUGCAACUUGUCGAACCUUUGGAGAAGAAAACAGCAACAUCUCCCCGUAGCGCGGAGGGAGGGCGAGAGAGAGGCUGGCUCAGGUGCUUCUCACUGGGGCGCCCAAGAUGGCCUGCUUCUUCCCCAGCGUCUCCCUAGAAACCUGGAUGCUGAUCGUGGUCUUUCUGUCCCUCUUUAUGCUCUAUGGGAUCUGGCCGUACAAUUUAUUUAAAAAAAUCGGGGUUCCUGGGCCGAUGCCUUUGCCUUUCAUUGGGACCCUUCACGGAUACCGGCAUGGCAUUCUGGAGUUCGACCAGAGGUGUUCUCGGAAGUAUGGUAAAAUCUGGGGAAUUUUUGAUGGCCGGCAGCCAGUGAUGGCUAUUCUGGAUCUUACCAUGAUCAAAACCAUCCUGGUGAAAGAGUUCUACACCUGUUUCACCAACCGCCGGAACUUUGGUUUGAAUGGAGAACUGGACACAGCCCUCACCGUCAUCGCCGAUGAACAUUGGAAAAGGAUCCGGACAGUCUUGUCUCCCACCUUUACCAGUGGAAGGCUGAAGCAGAUGUUGCCCAUCAUCAACCAUUAUGGGCAGAUGUUGGUGAAGAACAUCCAGAAGAAAAUGGACAAUGAUGAGCUCAUCAGCACAAAAGAGAUCUUUGGCGCCUACAGCAUGGAUGUGGUCGCCAGCACUUCAUUCAGCGUUGACAUUGAUUCCCUGAACAAGCCCAAUGACCCCUUUGUUCUGAACGUCAAGAAGUUUCUCAAGUUUAACCUAUUAAAUCCAUUCCUUCUCCUGAGUGUUAUCUUCCCAUUCUUCAUACCCAUGCUGGAAAAGCUAAGAAUCGGCCUAGUUCCCAAUUCCGUAAUAAACUACUUCAUUGGCGUAGUCAAAAAAAUCAAGGAGGACCGGCAAAGGAAUGAUCAUGUGAACCGAGUUGACUUCAUGCAGCUGAUGAUAGACGCCCAAAUUUCAGGCAACACCUCUGAUGGAGAGAAUUCAUAUAAAGCUCUGACCGACAAGGAGAUUUUAACCCAGGCCAUACUGUUCAUUUUGGCUGGUUACGAGACCACCGGUUCCUCCCUCAGUUUCUUGUCUUACUGCCUGGCUACCCACCCAGAUGUUCAGCACAGGCUGCAGGAGGAGAUUGAUGAAGUUCUUCCCAACCAGGCCACGCCCACGUAUGAUGCUGUCCUGCAGAUGGAAUAUCUCGACAUGGUGGUGAACGAAACUCUUAGACUGUACCCCCCGGGCGGGCGGCUUGAACGGGCUUGCAAAAAAACCGUGGAGAUUAAUGGAGUGACUAUCCCAAAAGGAACUGUGGCCGUAAUCCCAGUUUACGUCCUGCACCGUGAUCCAGGAUACUGGCCAGAACCAGAAGAGUUCAGACCUGAGAGGUUCAGCAAAGAGAACCGGGAAGUCCUGGACCCCUACACCUUCCUGCCCUUCGGAGCGGGCCCCAGGAACUGCAUUGCAAUGCGUUUCGCGCUCUUGGUCUUGAAAGUGGGUGUGGUGGUCCUGCUGCAACGGUUUUCCUUCCGCGUCUGCAAAGAGACACCGAUCCCACUGGAACUGGACACCAAGCUCUUCAUGCAGCCCAAGAAACCGAUCAAGCUGAAGGUUGCCCCCAGAGCUGUUCAUGAAGUCAAGGAAUAAAGGAACCAAUUAAGAGGCUGCCGCCACUCUCUUCCCACACCUUUUCGGCACACAGGACUAGUAACUUGAGUGAACGGAACUGAAGACUGCAAGUGGAAGAUGACAUUAAAGGUCAUGGAAAAAUUUCCUGAAAGUAAAUAGCCAGCACAGUGGGCAAAGGCUUGAUCUCUAGACCAAGGCUCUCCAGCUGGUUUUGGACUACAACUCCCAUACUCCCCAGCCACAGUGGCCCAUUGCCAGGGAUUAUGGGAGUUGUAGGCCAACAUCUGCAGGAGGGCCAGUUGAUCUGAUCUAGAACCUUUCACCCCAUUAGCUCUCUAUUUACAAGGAAAGCGAUGGGCUGUUUUAAUGUGAAGGAGCAUUCAAAGCAGUACUGGCCAUUUCAGCAUUCUGCUUCAUGUGUUAAAAUACAGUCUUGAUUAAGCUAACUCUUAUUGUUGUAGCUCUUAUGGGAUCUGAGCACCUCCAUCUUAAAGCAUUUCUUCCCUCACCGCUUCUGAGAGACAGGAGUGAGUGGAAGGCAAAUGGAGAUUGGCUUGACCGAAAUCCAAAUUGGAAAUAAGACAGCCAAUGUCGCCUUUCUUUUCUAAGGGUCUCAACAGGCAAUGUUUGAUGCAUGUGCCAAGUCGUUGCAAGGAUCCAGAUGUUUUCCCUACAGGGACCUUUUCACACAGGGCUUUUAGUUCGCAUCUCCUCCGGAAUAGAAGUGUGUGUUGGCCAAAUUUGAGCCAGCGUGGUGUAGUGGUUAGAGUGCUGGACUAGGGCCAGGGAGACCCGACUUCAAAUCCCCCUUCAGCCAUGAGACUUGCUGGGUGACUCUGGGCCAGUCACUUCUCUCUCAGCCAGUUGUUGUUGUGACAAGAAACUUAAGUAUGGAAUACACUGCUCUGGGCUUCUUGGAGGAAGAGCGGGAUAUAAAAUGUUUUAUAUAUAUCCCUGCAAGCCAUCAGAAAGCACUUCACGCACGAAUCGGGUUUUUCAUAGCGUGUUAAGAGUGUAGCCUGGUUUAUAACCUGGGUUUUUAAAAAAUCCACUUUUUUCAUUGGUUUUGGGAGGCAACUUUGAACUCACAGUAAAGCCUGCUGUCUGAAAACACUCUUGAGCGCUUUCUAGACUAGCUGCUCAUCAGCAGCAAAAUGCCUCCAUUCGGGCAAGUCGCAUUCGGAACGUAAACAGCAGGGGGAGCCGUCUCGCGGGAACUAACAACCCCAAAAAACAGCAACUUUUUUUCACGCCGGAUAUAUGAUGUCAUUGCUCUAUAUUGCAGCUGCAAUUAAAUUCGAAACAUUGGCAAUGUGAACGGCACCCUGCUCUCCGUGUAGGGACUGCGGUGUCACGAUGCGGGAAGUGUGGAAGCACACUUCCGAGAUACGUUGUGACCCCGUUGCAGGGUCUAAUCUGGAAAGCGCCUUGGUCACACCCUGAUGCUGUUUUCCUAGAAGCCAGACUGCAUUUGGCAGUUUCUGGUUACAUCUGACAGUUGCUGUACUGUGGCCCCUGUUAAAGGUACUGCAGAGUAGUGUUAAGUGCAAAGUUCCCCCCUGGAGAUGCACAUGCUGUCCUCACAUUGGGAAUUUACAGUUUCCCUGGAGGGAUGCUACAAAGGGAUUGCUCCUGCUAUGAUAAAGAUGCGUAGGUGGGUUUCCUGUUCUGUUUGCACUAAGCCACUCUCAAAGGCUAGCCGCAGGAUCCAGGCAAAGUUUAAAAAGUCUUAAGGAUACAUCUAGACAAAAAGUGUCUCCUGCGUCACCCAUGUGGAGGGUGUGUGAUUCAACAUAGGGGUGCAGUGCUGAGAGAGGGUUAACCCUUCCCCCCUGUGCCAUUUUUUUCUGAUGCAAAUUGCUUCUCAGCACAGUGACGUUUAAAACCAUAACAUCUUUCCUCAAAAUCUGACCCAAGUCUACUUUGACCCUCAGUCCCUUUGAUUUCAAGGGCAGCAUUAAGGAUAUUCAUAAUUAAAUGAGGCUUGGAAUUAAGCUAUAUGUUGCACUAACCAUGUAAUUUGUACCUGUUGUGACUGUCUUGAGGGAAUAUCCCUAAAUCUUAAAGUUUUAAAUGAGAUUUUUUAAUGGAAUUUUGUUGUGUUUUAACUUUUGUAAACGACCUUGGGAUGCUUUAUCAAAGGUGGUAUAAAAACUGAACAACAAA
Molecule: messenger RNA, 3788 nt
Organism: Hemicordylus capensis (graceful crag lizard)
Lineage: Eukaryota; Metazoa; Chordata; Lepidosauria; Squamata; Cordylidae
Product: cytochrome P450 3A29-like
Exons: 13
Coding region: 114-1640 (508 amino acids)
Biological process (GO): steroid metabolic process; oxidative demethylation
Molecular function (GO): testosterone 6-beta-hydroxylase activity; oxidoreductase activity, acting on paired donors, with incorporation or reduction of molecular oxygen, reduced flavin or flavoprotein as one donor, and incorporation of one atom of oxygen; iron ion binding
Source: RefSeq, a predicted model, not a curated record